UGUGUCAUGGACCGUCAGCGAUUUACCUGUUAUGAACAUCGCUACGUUUGGUUGCCAAUGACAACCGCAGCUCUCGUUGAAAGGAGAGAUGGGGUGGUGGCGUUUUUACUGAGCUGAGCUAAGCAGUCAGACAGGUAGAUUCUAGGCGCUUAGAGAGGUGCACAAGGAACCUUUUAACUUAAAUCAGAGUCUGGGUGUAAACUGAAGGAAUACAAAGUAAAUUUAAGCUAGAGCUAGGUUGUCUCUCACGCAUCUUGGGUUAAUUUACUGGAGCAACGCGGAAAAAGUGUUCGGGUCCUCUGGUCUGUAGGAGAACCUGUUGGAUUUACAGACCUGUUUCGCUGUGUGGGAGUACUGGAGGAAAUCAUCGACUACAGAGAGUGCUGCUGCAGGAGGCUCACCAGAAGCACCGGGGUAAAAUGAGUAUGGGGCCAACACCAUGUGAUGAAGUCACAGAAGUGGUGUGUCUGGAGUCAGACUUGCAGGAUGGACAAAUGAAAGAGGUGGAGGUCAACCAUCACAAAAUUCUGCUGGUUCGUAAUGAAGGCAAGUUCAGUGCUGUGGGUGGUCUGUGCACUCAUUAUGGAGCUCCCCUUAUUAAAGGAGCUUUGGUGGGGAACAGAGUCCGAUGUCCUUGGCAUGGGGCUUGUUUUAACACUACGACUGGAGAUAUUGAAGAAUAUCCAGGUUUAGACUCUUUGCCCACAUACAAGGUGAAAGUUGAAGCUGGUAAAGUUUAUGUGACAGCAGAUAAACAGAAGUUGACUAAGCGUGUUAAAGAAAUGAGCUGCAGAGUGCCUGGAGUCUGCCACACUGUGCUCCUGAUUGGAGGAGGUCCAGCCUCCUUGCAAUGUGCAGAGACCCUCCGACAGAACAACUAUAGAGGGAGAAUUAUAAUGGUCACCAAAGAUGAGCAGCUACCUCUCGACAAGACCAAACUUAGUAAGGCCAUGAAUAUAGAGGUUGAAAAAAUUCUCCUUCGUCCAAGUGACUUCCUCCAACAGCAUGGCAUUGAAGUGUGGAAAGAAAAGGAAGUGGUGUCUGUGAACACAGAGGCAAAAACAGUGGCAUUCAAUGAUGGCACCUCUCAACACUACGAUCAGCUCUUGAUCUCUACAGGGGCCAGAGCUAGAGCCAUGCAGUGUCCAGGUGCUGAGAUGGAGAAUGUGAAACUCUUGGAGAGCUAUAAAGAUGCUGCUGGAAUUUAUCAGAUGAGCAUGGGCAAAAAGGCAGUUAUCAUUGGAACAUCAUUCAUAGGAAUGGAGGUAGCAGCAUAUCUGUCUGACAAAGCAGCCAGUGUAGCUGUUGUGGGGAAGUCCAAAUUUCCUUACCAGUUUUCACUGGGACCAGAUAUUGGGAAAAUGACUAUGAAGAUGCUGGAGGAGAAGAAUGUGAAAUUCUACAUGAGCAGUGGUGUGGCUGAGAUGCGAGGUGUAAACGGAAGGGUGAAGGAAAUUGUCCUGCAAAAUGGUGAUGUCCUGCCAGCAGAUGUUGUAAUCGUGGGAAUUGGUGUCAUCCCUAAUUCUGAUUUCCUGAAGGGGAGUAUCGUGGAAGUUGAUUCAAGAAAUGCUGUUGUUGUUGAUAAGUUCAUGAGAACCAACAUUCCAGAUGUCUUCGCUGCUGGAGAUGUGGCAUCUUUUCCUCUUUCUAUUCGUGAGGAUAAGAGGGUCCAGAUUGGACACUGGCAACUGGCACAAGCACACGGAAGAGUUGCUGCUUUAAACAUGCUGAAUAAGCAGACUGAACUCAACUCGGUUCCAUUCUUUUGGACUGUGCUGCUGGGAAAAAGUAUCCGAUAUACAGGUUACGGUGAAGGCUACACAGACAUUGUUUUCAAAGGAAAUGUUGAAGAGAGAAAGUUUCUUGCGUUUUAUAUAAAAGGUGAUGAAGUUGUAGCAGCAGCCAGCUUGAACUUUGACCCUGCUGUGUCAAAAGUGGCAGAAAUAAUCGCAACAGGGAAGAAAAUCACAAAGUCACAAGCUGAAUCAGAGGACCUUAGUUGGUUGCAGCUGCCUUAAAAUAAACAUCUGCAUGACUGAAGACAGCAAAAUUCCCUUAUUGGGUCAAAGGAAACUUUUAUGUUUUACAUUUCUACUUAACACUGCCUUCUGAUAUUCUGUUUAGUGAUAAAGAGUGACUUGAUAUUCUGACUCAUGAGCAGUUUGAGUUUACAUGUAAUGUCUUCUGGACCAAUGAUUCAGUGGCUCAGAGAUGACUGACAACUAAUCAAAGUACUUGAAUAUCUUUUAUAGCACGUUGGAGAAAUUGCACGUCUCUGUAUUAGUUUCCAAUCUUCCUUUAAGAGCUUUUAAUAUUGUAUAGUAUAAACAUACAUGAUGACUUGAUAUUAUUCACUUUGAAUUCAACUUACUCAUUCCUCUUCUUGUUUAGAAAUGAAAGAAAUUUUAAUCUUUCAAAGACCCUAUAACUGUGUCAUUUCAUUGAACUGUCUGUAUCUGUAGUUAUUUGAAAUAAGAAAUGGAAUUGAAAAGAAGGAUGUGUGGGGAUUUACAAUUAUACUUCUAGUACUGUGCAGAUUGCAGUGAAUUAAGUAUAUUCUGUUACAUAUGCAGAACUGUGGAUUUGAUGUGUCUGUGAUGUAAUAAAAAAUGUAGUAUGUGAAUGUG
This is a messenger RNA of Colossoma macropomum (tambaqui), 2627 nucleotides long. RefSeq names its product apoptosis inducing factor mitochondria associated 4 (gene aifm4). The transcript has 20 exons. The record is from RefSeq and is a predicted model, not a curated record. Gene Ontology annotation, cellular component: cytoplasm. Gene Ontology annotation, molecular function: 2 iron, 2 sulfur cluster binding; flavin adenine dinucleotide binding; oxidoreductase activity, acting on NAD(P)H. The coding region runs from base 420 to 2018 and encodes 532 amino acids. NCBI's taxonomy places the organism in Eukaryota, Metazoa, Chordata, Actinopteri, Characiformes, Serrasalmidae.